ACCCGCAUGUUUUCAGCGUCUUUUGGGGGACACUAGCAGAAGAGCUUUUCCUUAGCAAAUUUCUUCUUGAAGCCAGAGCGGAAAAUAAAAAUCGCAUACAGCCCUAUUUCCGGAGGACCGAGACUGCGACGAACAAUCAGGAAGCGACCGGGCCGGGAGCUGUCCCAGUUCUCAGCUUGCUCUCUAGGGCGCGUCCCGGGGUUCCUUAACACUGUGUUCCUCUGCCCGCCGUGGUCCGUAUCUCGACCUAGGCUCCAGCCCGGACCAAUCACUCUGGGGCCGCCAUGUCGUCCGACUUCGAAGGCUACGAGCAGGACUUCGCGGUGCUCACUGCAGAGAUCACCAACAAGAUUGCGAGGGUCCCCCGACUCCCGCCUGAUGAGAAGAAGCAGAUGGUUGCAAAUGUGGAGAAACAGCUCGAAGAAGCGAAAGAGCUGCUUGAACAGAUGGACUUGGAAGUCCGAGAGAUACCACCCCAAAGCCGAGGAAUGUACAGCAGCAGAAUGAGAAGCUACAAGCAAGAAAUGGGAAAACUUGAAACAGAUUUUAAAAGGUCACGGAUCGCCUACAGUGACGAAGUACGGAAUGAGCUCCUAGGGGAUGAUGGGAAUUCCUCAGAGAACCAGUUGAUAAAAUUACGUGAAGAGAGGGCACAUCUGCUCGAUAACACAGGGAGGCUGGAAAGGGCAUCUCGGAGACUAGAGGCUGGAUACCAAAUAGCAGUGGAAACUGAGCAAAUUGGCCAGGAGAUGUUGGAAAACCUCAGUCAUGACAGAGAAAAGAUACAGCGAGCACGUGAAAGACUUCGAGAAACAGAUGCUAACUUGGGGAAAAGCUCCAGGGUUCUGACAGGGAUGUUGCGAAGGUCUAUGGGCAUUUGUAACAAAGGACCGCCAUCACUGGCUGGCUCUGUGCUUGGGCCAGGACUAGAACUAAUCUGUCCUGCAAUGUAGCUUCUCGUUGGAAGUUGUCACACUCAGUAACCAUUAACUAUUAACAACAACCCCUCGACUCAUGUUUCUGAGCCAGUUCACAUCCUCCCAAGCUGGUCAGCGCCCUGUUACAUGUAUUCACAUCAGGAAGAGAUUUUUCAUACCUACCCCUCUCUGCUUGUGGAAAGUCAGAAUCUCCUGACGUCUGACUUUAAACUCUGCGUGGCAAACCCAAGUUUCAUGAACUUACCACCACAGUGAAACAUGCUUCUGCUGCCUCUCAGUUUUCUCCCUCAAGAGAGCAUUCUCUUAAAAAUAAAAAAUAAGACUUCUGUUAUACACAUUUUAAAAUCAAGUUAUUUCAGAAAUAAUAAAAAUAGGAUAUAAUAUAAUGAACAUCUUUCUUCCCAGCACAUGCUUAAGAAUUAAUAUUUUACAAAUUCAAAGAGGCCCCCUUUCAACCUCAGGAGACAUUUGUAAGACCAGGUCUGCAGCACCAUGAAAAAAAAAUUCAAAUAAAAUACUGGGACAUGCCCUGUAAGAGAACGUCCCUCAUGGAGGAAGAAUACACUGGAUUGAAUUUUUUUAUAUUCCACAUAUCUGAAUCCUAAGAAAUUGCCAGUAGUUCAUUAUUUUCAAUCUUCAAAAGUGAUAGGUGUAUAUGGUCAGCCUUAUAGCAGGGAGACCAGUGUCUGUGAUACAUUAUAGUGUGUGUGUGUGUGUGUGUGUGUGUGUGUGUGUGUGUGUGUGGUCAAGAUCUUACUAGAAGCCAGCCACAUUGCGCAGGCUGCCACUUCACAUAACAUCUUAUUUCAUCCCCACAAGAAACCAUGAGAUAUGCAGGGGCAAAUCCAAGUUUUGUAGAACCUGUCACUUACGCAGUUUGAGUACCUUGCUGAGGAGAGGUUAAAUUCAAAAUUAGUUAUAAAAGCUAAUGUUUGUUUAGGUGAUGGCAAGAGAGUACAACAAAAUUUUCGAAACAAGCAAAUACUGCAAACCCCACAAAAGUCCAGACAAAUCACAUAGUUUUAUUAACUAACUGCUUGACACAUUUACAAUACUUUUUUUCUCUAUAUUUUUGACUACAUAUUGUUUGGUCAUUUCUUUAUAUACUAAGUAUUUCGUAAUAUUUCUACAGAGAGAAGAGAAAAAUACUUCACUCUUUCCUCUAACAUAGUUGAGUAAAACUUAGGUUUUUUUUUUAAAUUAUUGAGAGUAUUUUAAAGAUGGUUUUUGCUUCAUAGUUCAAUAUUAGUAAUACGAUAUACAUUUUUAAGAUGGUUGUCAAAUGAAAACAUCUCUCACUUCCAUUAUCCAGAUAUGAGCUAUAGAAUUUGGAAUUUUUUCCACUGACAGCUUCUGGCUCCAUACAUUUUUCUCUCUUCCUACCAUAUACCUUUAGUGCCAUGUGCUGUAAGACAUGUUCAUAUCACAUUUUGACUUACGGCCCUGCCCCUUCAUGUCCCAAUAUUAGGUGAAUUGGUCAUUUCCAGGCCAGGACAGCUAGCAGUAAUUUACCAAACAUGGAAGUGACUGUGAAACAUGUAAACAUAUCCCACUACAUCCAAAGUAAGUUAUUCCUAACUCCACUUCCCCUUAGCUAGAUCCCAAAAAUGCCCACAGCCACCUCCAAUGUUACCCAACGCAAGAGAGAAUCUAAGCAGAAAGACACAGUAGUCUUACUGGAUUGCAGUUAGUAUAUCUUAUUUCUACAAAUUGUGCAAGGUAUUUGACCAAGGGAACACAUUUCUAGAGCCUUGGAAAGAGCCCAAACAAGUGAGUGACAGACCCUGAAGGCCAUAGGGAGAGGCUGCAUUCAGUUCCUAGGAAACUUGCCCAAGGUCACUCAUGAAGCAAGUGACAGGGCUGGGAUUUGAACCCAUUGUUCAGAGACCUAACUCUUAUCUACUAAAUUAUGUUCAUUCACAUCUUAUUUUACAAAACCUUUCCCUUCCAUAUCCCGACUUAGUGUUCAGCAUAUAGCCAUUGGUCAAUAUUUGCAACACAAAAAAUACAGGCAUCCAAAUCUCAAAACAGAUUUGCUAUAUUCUUAACCACCCUUGGGCCAACUUCUUUUAAGACUCUGGAAUUUAACUUCUGUUUGAAAUAAAUGUUAUCAUGACGUAGAAUUUCAGAUACCUCUGUAUUAAGCAAAACUCACUACGUCUAUUCCACCCGUGCUCUCAAAAUCAUGUUGCUCCUCACCCAGUAGGACUAUUUCUCAGGCUGCCCCACGGGUUGAUAACUAUAGUGCAAUGCUGUUACAUUUACUCCGGUGUCCGAAGAGCCAUCCGCGAGAAAUGGUGGGACAGUCUUUACUAGAAGGGGGCCAGCCAGCAGGGCGCUGCUCUCGAUGCCCCGGCACCUGGAGAAGAAAGGCUCUGUGAUAAAUCCUCCAAUGUCUGCAGGCCUCAGUUGUGUGCGUGGAUGGAAAUCCCUCUCAGAACAAGCGUGUUUGCCAAAUCAGGGGGUGAAGAGCCUUGCAAGUCCACUUGUUACAGAAGAAAGACAGGAUAAGGGAAGCGGCAGAAGCAGUGAUAGGAAAGGAGUUUUUCACACUAACAAGCGUGAACUGAUAAGCCUGGCCUGUAAGGCAAAUGUUGAGGGUCCUAAGUACACCUCUCAGGCCAAAAUUAGCUGAGCAAAUUUGAUUUGGCUUUCCAUUUUUUAAUGGAAAAAAAUUCCUAGAGAGAAAGAAAAAACUCGGUGUUUAUUUCAAUCAUGAAUCAGAUUUGACUGCAUCUCUGCUAGGUUUCCCUACUAAGUCAACGGAGUCACUCUCUACUAUGCCUCAAGUAUUAGGAAUGACAUGGUUAAAAUAUAAUAGUAAUGUAUUAGGCCUUACUAUGCUCCAGUCCCUGGGCUGAGGGUGUUUACAUUGCUUAUUACUUUAAUCUUCAUAAAAUCCCUGCGAGGCUAUUUCAGUUUACAGGUGAAGGAAUCAAGGCUCCGAGAGAUUCAAUCACUUACCCAUCCCGGCCCCACAGCCCACCAGUGGUGGAGGCCAGAUUUGAACCCAGGCAGCAGACUUGCAGCCUGCACUCUCAUCUCCUCUGUUUUAUAUGGAGAGCUCAUGUGCCACCCUCCAGGGACUUACCCUGCUUUUCUGAACAGUUACCACUAAACGGGGGUACUUUGAGAAACUCUCUGAAUAUUACUAUAUAAUAUGCGUAAAGCAAACAAGAGCUGUCUUUAUCAUGUGUCACGAGUACCCUUAUUAGCUAUUUUUUUCCUCUUAGGUGCCAGAAUAAAGCAUAAGAAUAUUGGUAACUGGGCAAAAUAAAUAUCAAUUGGUCCCUGAAAGUCUUGGUAUAUACUUGAUUCUUCUUUACAACCCAGGCUGUGUAAAAAGAAGCCCUCAACAAGGGUUAAGGAGAGCGUGGCUGCUUCCUCCUGGCAAAGUCAGGUUUCUGUGCAGUAGGUAAGGUCAUGGCACUGACUCCUUGGGGCCUGAAAAGGGGUUCCCCGUGUGUUACCCAUUCAUACCUAAAAACUCCAAGUUUUUGAAAAGUUCUCAGGAACGGCAGCCUUAUUCACAUGGCCCAGGUGUAGGGUACAGUGGCAAUCCAGUGCCCAGACCAAGGGUCCUGGCAGGAAGAAGCACUAGUCUAGGGCUUAUAGUCAGGCUGGGGAGGAGGUGAUGGACAUGGCCAAGGGGUGAGAGAGCAACUCAGGAGAAGAUGCGCUCCAGCCCCUUAUUUCAUAGAUGGAGAAACUGAGGCCCAGAGAGAAGAAGGGACUUACUUCAGGGCACUUAUGUAGUGGAACGAGCAUUAGCAAUCCUGCUAAGAUCCUCUUACCAUUGCUGCUGACAUGCCCCCUCGGGGCAACAUCUCCCCAGCCAGCAGGCACCCUCCAUGGUUCAUCCAAAACACCUCAUGUCAGUUGAGUCAUCCCGUGAUCCCUCUUGGGUUGCAUUUGAGAAUUGUACUGAGAAGACUGACUGACUACCAAGAGAGGUUAUGCCCUUUUUUUUCAGCUGGUUAGAUUCUCAGUAGAUAGCAAUAAAAGAGCUAUUUAAAUAGGCUGUCUAUUUUAUUCCUACAGUUAGUGACUCAUAUACAGUAAUACUUGUUAUCAUAUUACUGGAGCCAAUCAAGUUUUCUCCAGACUUAUAUUCCACAGCAGAGAUGCAGGGAGAUUAUCCAACAAGUUCUUUAUUGCUUCUUCUGAAAGCAAGAAGUGCCCUGGAUGACUCUACACAUGUACAAGCAAGUAUUUCACACAAAUGACACUGGUUACUCUUUGAGGUAACUUCUUUAACUAAGUAUGUUUUGAAAGAAUUGGGGAAAAUCAAACUAUUUCGCAUCAAUCCAUCUUUACUUUUUUAGAAAAUGCUUUUAUUUUAUAUCCUUUAAAUACAUUCUCAUCACACCCUGGGAGCAACGGAUUUAGCUCACUCAGAUUAGAAAAUGUCCACUGUAUACCCCAGUUAGCAAAACCAGUGCUCACUGUCACACAAAACACCCAAAGGGGAGUCAUUUUCUCAUAGAACAAGUCUGGCUUCCUUUUGUCAUUUUGAGUGAACAUGUUAGUAUGUGUCCGUGGGACAACCAUGUCACUCAUGAAUUCUAAUUCAAAAGCAGGUGGGAAGCUAGUGGGAAAGGCUGAGGUACAUGUGUACAGCACAGUUUCAAGUUCCUCUGUGAAUUUGUCACAUGGGGGACAUAAGAUGCUGCCGCCAUCGGUACAAUUUAUUGACACUCUUUGCUUUGUCCAAAGAGACUCUUAGGAAAGCUGCAUUCUCGGAAAAUAAUGGAGAUGGAAGAGGUGAAGUCAUUAUAUUUUCAUCAGACAAAAAUUGUCAAAACUUGCCACUCCACUCUAUAGUAUAUCUGAAGUCAGAUCAUCCCAACACAGGCUGAACACCAUGCUUCACCUUAACAAGAAUAUAUAUAAAAAGGGAGAAACUCAGAUCUCCAGCUUGGGUCGGUGGUCCUUGAUUAAAGGAGUAACCCCUUCCAGGAAGAGUUUGUAUUGUCCCUUUAUUUGGCACUAGAGGUUUUUACACCAGGGCAAAGCAACUGAGUGAAGUGAGAGAAAGCAGCAGAGGAAAGACAGUAGUAAGUGAACUAUUGGCCUGAUGCCCGGAUUACAGGCAUCUUCUCUGAGGACUGGUUUUCUCAAAUAACAUCCUGAAGCUAGGGAUUGGAAAACUGAUUCUCUUCAACUUAGCUAUCCUCCAGUUUGAAGACUUUCAGAGAGAUCCUCACAGGUACUGAUAAAAGGCCAUGUGCCAAGUCCACUUGCUUCAGAAGACAGACAGGCUAAGGAAAGUGACAGAAGCAGGGAUAGGAUGAACUUGUUAGUUGUUAGGAUGGAUGCUCCUUGCAACAUUGGAAUAGCAGAAAUGUAAAACCAAUGUAAAUGUUCAUUGGUGGGGCUGGGGUGGUUAAAAUAAAUGAGUUAUAUGCCUGUACACACAUGCAGCUUGGAGCUAUUAUGUUGCACGGUAGACAAUUUUCAAGUGCUACAUAUACAGUAUUAUGUUAAAAAAUAGUGUUUACAAAAUACGUACUAAAAGCAUAAAAACAUGGACAGAAGCAUCCAAGCGUAUGCUGGAAGGGAGUGACAACUAUAUUUGUAACGUGUUUUCUUUUCAAAAGAGCAGCUCAGUACUAAAAUGAUCAUCAUAUUUCAAGAGGAAACAAAGAGACUGAGUUUUAAAUAUGUGCCCUGUGCAACAAACAGUCAGGCUUUAGAAUUCCAAUUUGGCUUUUGUGGGAGAAUAAACCACAGGAGCUGACCUUUCACCUAGGACACCCCAGCUGCCCCAACUACAGGUUUAGGAGAAUUGCCAUCUUGGGAGGAGCUGAGUCUAGUUAGAGUGCUUAUCCCUAUGACUGACUCUGCAAAGUCAUCCCUGAUUUUUGUUUUUAAUGAAAUUUGACAAAUAAAGUAUGUGCAUGAAGGCUCCUAUAAAAUGGCCUUAAUUUGUGCUUAGGAAUGCAUAAUUUUAUCAGGGUCUCUGUAAUUAGAUAUUGUGCAAUAGAAUCAAAAGCAAACACUGCUUGUUCCAUGGCAACAACGGCCUUCAGUACAUCGCUAUCUUUGAGAUAAUGAAGGUUUCCAUAGAUACACGUAUCACAUGGGAUUUUUUUAAAAUAGAUAUCCAAGAAGAAAAUGAAAGUUUCCCAAUUGGUUUUCCCCUAUUUUUAAGGGUGAGCGUAUGAAUGUGUAUUUUGUUCUCGUCUUUUUCUAUUGCCUCCUGGAUUUGGGUCUUCUCUUCCUUUAUCUGUCUGAACUGUAAAGGCAGAUGCUAAAGUUUUCAUAAUCCUAUAGAUCAACUUCAAUACUUAAACUUGUGUUUGGUGUCAAGGGCUUAUCUUCUAAGAAGAGAAAAAGGAAUUAAGAUUGUGGUCACUUUCUGCAUAAGGACUGAAGAAAAGUUUGCUGGAAUGUGGUCUGUGUUUAACAGAGAGAGCGCACUGACGUGCCAGGACAUGGAUGAGAGAGCAAGCUUCUAGAAGGCAAGGAGUGUCCUCAGUCAUCCUGUGACCCCUAGUGUCUAGCAUUGAGGACACACAGUAGGUGCUUAAUAAUCAAGUCCCUGCUGAUUAGCUAAUCAUAUAAAGGGAAGACAGCAAUGUUCAUAAUUACUAAGAAGUGCCCCUCAAGGUACACCAUUGCUUCUACACUAGAGGUCAGAUGCCUGUGGGAGCAGGUGGGUCACAUAAUGGGCAGGGUCGAGAUGUUACACAACAGGAAGUGGAGGGCCUGGGGUAAGCGAAGGUGUGCAUGGGCUGUCUUAAAUCAUUCAAUCCAAGCUUUUUUCAAACACCAAUUAAGCCAAAUAAAAUAUAUUCAUUUGCAUUUCUGCCUCAGCUAUGAGAAAAGCUAAUGCCAGAACUGUGUUGUUCAGUGAGAGAUGACCAAAAGGGUAAGGAUUAUUCCCUACCAGGUGCCAGUUUGGAGCAGGUCACUGUGCAGGUGGGAGUGUGGCACCUUACUAAGUAGUAAGAUUUUGGGCCAGGUCGGCUCUGUGCAGGGCCAUUCCUCAAAGCUCCAGACUCUGUUUCUCAUCAGCAUUGGUAUCUGGUUGAAAUCCAUUUGUAAAGUUCACCAAGGGCAGCCUGGUGAGGGAACAGCACGCAGCAAAGUAGCCUGCACCUGCAGAGGAAAAGGGCUUGAAGGAGGCAAGAGAGGCAAGCCCAUGUGUGUGUGGCCUGCUGGCCCUCAAAUCAUCAUCUUAAACACUAGCUCAUCGACCAAUGCCCCCUGCCCAACCCCUUGGGGUGAUUUCCUGAAGUCUGAUUAAUUGCACCACCGAAAGAAAGCCUGAUUGUUUGUACCAACUGCUUACAGAGAAACAUUUCCAUUACAGAUCCUCCUGGGUAUAAGAGUUUUGCUUUAAGAACUAUUAGCCCAAGUACCUCUUGUCGGAACACAUGGUCUCAAAUAUGUGUAGACGCUCUGCCCAAGCUACAACUAGGCUGAAUUCUGGGAAUGGUUUCUUUUAUCUCAUUCAUUUCAUUAAUUGCAUUUAAUAAUAUGAUUGGAAUUGUUGGGGCAAAGCCUUUUGCAAUUUUAUUAGCAUUAAGCAAUUUUAUAUGUGGCAGGGAGGUGUGCACCUUGAAAGAAUAUUAAAAACAUUUUAAGAGGUGAAGAAAGAUACUGAUUUGUAGUGAGAGAAGCAGAGGAAUGCAUGUUAGCCUUGUGAAUCCAGUAAAUGUCUUUGUAGAAGCAUAGAAAUCAUACCAUUCCUUGAAUUUACAGAACACUCUCUAAAUAACUCAAGAGGCAGUUACAGUGUUGUCUUACCUUCAUCUGAUCCUGAGAGAGGGAGGAGCAAUUAUAAAGCAAAGCUGUUCAGACCCCUAGGCAUCAUGGGACAGCAUUUAAGACAUCAUUGCAAAUAUUGUCCAUUUCUUCUCAAAUGUACCAUCUCCUUGGAAGCAAUUACAGUCACCUUUGUAUAUAGGAAAAAUAAAAGAACUAACGUAGUCCAUCUGCUCUUCAAAAUGAAGGAAUGUCUGGGACUCUUGAGUGCCAUCCUAGAGAUUAUGCAUUUUAUUUUAGAAUGGUGCAAAAAGCAAGCCACAGGAAAGGAUGAAUUUAAUACAGCAUACCUGCAAAGGUAAAGGGUUGAUCUCUGGCAAAUCUCAUUUGUUGUACAAUCAUCUUGAGGUAUUUAAACCCUUGCAAGUGGCAGCCUGUGCUUCCUUUGCUCAGUGAUGCAUUUUCGUGGUGGUAGAGUAGGUAGGUUGGGCAGCAUUCUCUAAUGGCUACAACUUACCUUAUCCUGUGAGGUACCAGGUACAUCUCCUUAACUACAACUAAAGAGUUCUUUUGACUCAGAAUUCAGAGAGAAGGCAGAUCCAGAUCUUUCUUCUCAGGUUGAGAAGAACCAAAGUUGCAGGUAGGGUAAACAUAGCUAUGGAGAGGUAACAUAAAUAACUAUAAAGUGCAAAUAAGUACAGGGAAAUGUUAAUGUGUAGUUCUGAGGAGAUUGCGGGUGUUCAUUACCAAUUCCUGCCUGCUGGCCUGGGGAAACCCACGGUCGAGAGCUCCCAGGGCCGAGCCAAGCCCAGCGUCCAACCAGAGCCGCCUCCCCCGUCAUCACGCCUACUCCGUUUUGUCUUCUGAUAGUCCCCUGUGUGCCUUUCUCGUUCCUGCUCUUUUAAUUACACUAUUGACUGCUCUGAUAAAGUUAAAAUCCUAAUUACAGAGGCGUCUCCACCUCACCAGCUGCAAUUGCUGAAAGAAUAAGUCACACAUUUCAUCUACUACAUUUCCGUAGCUAUAGCCCUUUCUGACCUUUGUGCUAUUUGAGAAAUUCUUGAAAAUGCUGAGGGUAUGAUUCUCCCUCCCUGGGCAUGUGCUUUGGGAAAAUGCCCACUAAAAAUGUAUUUCCUCCCCUAUGCUGGCAGCCUCCUUGCUUUAAGAAAGUGAAGAACAGCUUUCACAUGAAAUGUGUCCCCCACUUAGUAAACCAUGGGUUUACUGUUUUCUGUGUUGAAUAUCCCACUCUAGCAUCUGUGUAUUGCAGAGAAAGAACUGUGGUGCCUGGUUGGUGUUCUGCUGUUUACCUAAUUAAAAUUCACUCAUGGGGUGAAGGUGGUUAGGCAGUCUCUCCUUUGGGUACUUGGUCUUUCAUUUCACUUACAGGAACGUUUUUUUCCCUACUUAGCCCCAUACCCGCCAGCCUUUUUUUUUGGAUAUGAUAAUGGUCUAUAGUUUGUGGACACUGAAACCAUGUUUUACAAAUCAGUAAGCAAGACGUGUGGCCUGAGAAAAAAAAAGAGUAUUUUUCCUGAUUUGUACAUGUAUUUUACAGAAAGUUUCUUAAAAAUUAAAUGGGAUUUAGUUAUACAUUUGGAAAAAUCACCUUUUAAAAAGAUAAGAUCACAUAAAAUAGACGCUGCCCUAAGAAGAUGGCAAUAUAUGAACAUCCUACCUAUUACAUACACAGAGUGAAAAGUAUUAUCAGUUAUUAGACUCACAAUGUAUUUUUGCAAAAAGAAUUGCUUUGCCGAGUUUAUAUACAUGAGAGAAAUAACCACGAAACUUCAUUCUUUCAAACAUAAUGAUAAUAUGACCUUUAAUCCCAUAACCAGAAAGAACAGACAUCCCAAGUCACUUUGCUCAACUUCGGAAGAGGAAUGAGCUGAUUGGUUGUUUCAGAAUUACUGUUCUCAAACCCUAGAAAGAGUUUAUCCUGCUUACGAAGUAAGCAUUUUUCCUCCUCAGUAAUUGUUUGCUGUUCAGACCAAACCUGUAAUCACUGUUAUCUAAUAGUUUUAAAACAUGCCAUACACUAUUUGCAAGGAGUUUUUUCCAUCUUCUUUCUCCCCAGAUUUGUAGUAACCAGGAAUGAGUAGGGUUUUUCUCUGUGACUAUACUUCUAUGAAAAGAAUUUGAUACUUCUUUCCCUUAUGUAUGGGAAAGCCUCAAUUUCAGCCUAUAACCAUGAUUUUAUGGGGAUUGUAAAAGAGAGAAAAAACCCUCCCAGGAAAAACCCUUCCGGUCAGAGUGAAUCAAACCAUCAGAAAAUUCCAUGCAUCCUUCCCAGGGUCAAGUCUAAAACUGUAAUGAAAAGAAUUCCAUACACAGGUAGGGAUCUAAGAGCCAGGAAGAGAUGGAACGUACAAACAUCUUCCUGCAAUUUGAUUUUGGCCCCUGAUACUAUAUAAAUGUGCAAGCUGGACCACCAGAGAAAAAUAGGGCUGGGAUUCUAUUUGGGACAUGUGCUUCUGCAUAGACAAAGAAAACUGGGAAAAUUUGAGCCAAAAGCAAGAACAUAGACAUUCCUUAGGAGGGGCCGACCAAGGGGGAAGGGACUGUUUACUUCUCAGGAAGUUAUGAAAUCUCAUAUGUAAAACACAGUCAUAUUUUUGUUAUUACUUGAUUUAACACUCCAGGAAACUUAGCCCAAGCCAGCUGUGACUCUCAAGCUGCCCUGCUCAUUAAAAUUUCCCCUUCUGAUUCAGACCCCCUUCUAUCGUUACUGGACAUAGCCUAGCCCAUUGUCCCUAAGUCGACUCCACAUAAUUCAGGAAUGUGCCUGUUCAGUGCUCCCAAGAAGUUUCUUUUUAAUAAUAUAUUUUAUAUCUACCAAAGUAAAAAUCUAUCAUAGAAAAUUUGGAAUGCAAAAGAAAAAAUACAACGUAAUUCUAUCACCUGUUCAUUGUGCCACUGUUAACACCUUAGUGAUAUAAAACUGUUAAGUGUUUUUUUAAGCACUCAAACUAAUGCUGAAGAUAGUGAGAGCAGAGGUGUCCAGACACUCUCCCUGAGGGCAAAGGCCCUUCUCUGUCCUGGUGCCCUGUGUGAGCCUCAUCCACAAACCCAGAUUUUCAGAGGAAGAGGAAGGCAACACUCUAAAAUGGGUCCAGGAAAGAAGAAACGUGUUAAUACUUUUUGUCAAGCAGCAACUAUAAAAUAUAAUUCUCAGUUAUGACCUUUUUCUAGAAUUGUCCAGAAAUGUGAGAAAUAUGUUCAUAAGAUGAUUUGAGGGCAGGGGUUGAAGAGAAGGUGAGAUGUUUCUGGGACUCCACACAGAAGAUAUGUGUACUUAAAAUUCUGUGGCAUAUCUUUAGCACCCAUGGCAGGAAGAAGUCUGCUUGGGGAAGUGGGCUCCAAGCAGAUGAGCCAAGCCCCAAGCUAUCUGAAAAGGGGCUACCUUCCCUAUUUGAUUCCAGGUGGGGUACAGUUUGCAGAAGGGGAGCGGAGAGGCCAGGGUGUUUGGUGUCUAGGCCCUUAUAUCCCGCCAGGGCCUGUACAUGGACCAAAUGUCCCUGCACAGAGCAGCGCCCAUAAACAGAUUACAGAAGUACCAUUCGUUAAUCCCAAAACAGUUUUCUGUCAUUUAAUUAGAAAAUUCAUCUUAUUUUGCCUCCAGGCCUUGUAGCCUUAUUACAUUUGCACAUAUUUCAAAAUGUUUCAAGUACUGACCAGAUAACAUUAAUGAAUAUAUUAGAUAGGCAAACGCUUUUAAACAAAAAGUAAUGAACAUACUGUGUGUAUAUAUAAAAAAAUGUUAAUUCCGUCUGGAGCCAACCAGGUAAUUUUCCCUUCAGCAUUUUUUCAGUCAGCUAAGACAGGUUGGCCUAGGAGUGCAGUCAGCCUGUCUGCAGACUCUGGCUUGACUUGCAUACCAGGGUCAGAUUUUCUUCAGAAACAGACAGCAAGAGGAUCUGAUUGGCUCCGGUCCAGAGCAUGCUCACAAGGGCUUCUUUGAUGAAAGGGUUCUUGGUAAGUACUGUACCAAAAGCAGCCUGCCACCCUCCUUUCAAAGAUACCCAUUUAGACUAAUUCCCAGAAAGGGAAAAAGGGGGGAGAAAAAGAGAGAGGGAGGGGAGGAGAACGAGAGAGCGAGCUGAACUCUAUGGGAUUACCGCAAGAAUAAUUACGCUCCCUGGCAUAAAGAAGGGGGAAAAGUUAUUACAAGUAAACUGCUGGAUGUUGAAGUAGCUGGUUGGCAACUCUGCAAGAACAUAAGGAAUGUGCAAUUAAGCUCAUUAAAACAUCAUCAUUAUACUUAUCAGUCUUUGUCCAAAAGGGGUGGAGUGGGGCAGUGUGUUAAGGCAUGACUGCUUUUGCAGAUAAAGAUUCAGGGCUAGCUCCUUGCUGCUUUCAGCAAAUAAAAUCAGCUAUUCAGUUCCACGCAGCACUUACAGCUCAGCCGUCUGGCUCCACCUCACACAGGACUGGGGCCUGAACUCCCAGAGAGGCAUCUGGGAGGCUGGUUCCUCUCAGAAGGCCCACUUCCUUUUGAUACGAUCCCCAUCAUAUAGGCAAGCCUUUAAUAAGCACGUACUUCAUGCCCAACCCUGGUGUUUGGAGAAAUUCGGAAAUAUUCUAUUUAAUGUGAGCUUCAUCUGGGAGGGUAAGAUUCAGUCAUUCGUUCAGUAGGCAAAACAUGCAUUGAGAGGCAGCCAAUGUAGAAAGUGGACUUUCCCAAGAGGGCAAUCUUGGCUAGGUGCUGUGGGGACAGGGUGGCCAAGGAGGUCCCCACCUUCACCGUCAGCAGAGAGAUAGUCAAGUGCAAUUUCAAGGGACACAGAACUGCUAUGUGACAAGUGCUGGGAGGGGAAAGGCCAAGGUGCAGUGGGGAGCAAAGGGUACAUGCACCACUACAGACACAACUUGCUCAUUUCCCACAUUAAAUUUUAAGCUCCUUGAGCUUUUUGUCUCUCUUUUGUUUCCAUUUUUUCUCUUUCUUUGCGGCUGUUAUACCUUAAUGGCAUUUUAAUAUGAACAUAAUUUUCUUGAUGAAAAUCAGUCACAUACAAAAAAAAUGAAAAUCAUCUGUCACCUGACCACCCAAAGACGUCCACUCUGGCAUUUAGAUGCAUUUUCUUUUAAUCUUGUGUUUUUAUUUUUGUUCUAUACAAAAUCAUGUAAGUGAAAUUUUUUUUUUUUGCUUUUUCCCUUUGAUAUAAUGUGAGCUUUUUCCAUGCCAUUAAGUAUGCUUCAAGCCAUUGUUCAGAAUGUCUGCACAGCUUAACUCAUCUAGUAUUGCUGGACAUUUUGUUUGUUUGUAAGGUUUUGCCAUUAUAAAUAAUAUUGACCUGAGCAUCUCUGUAUGUAAGAAUUGUCAGUUAUUUCAUAUUCCCACAGUUAUUUGCAAAUAGCAUGAAUGCAAUAACCACCUGUCAAAGGAAAGCCACAUAAUACAAAGCGGAGUGUAACUAGAGGGGCCCACUCUGUGAAACUGAUAAAUGUGGAGCGAGGAGUUUGCUAGGGAUCAGCAUAAGCAGGAAGGUUCAUAGAGGUGGUGAGGUGGUCCAAUUUUUCAGUCUUGUAUUACUGCAGAUUGUCUCAAAACCCCCAGCUUGCAUUUUCUUCUUAGCAUCUGUAAGAAGCACCCUUUCUCUCUACCAGCUCGGUCACCAUCACCCAUGUCUGCACUACAUCUCUACUUCAAUAAUCCACAAAUGUCUCUCUGCUUCAGGAUCACCCAGGAUGUGAGUUAAAAAGGUAGACCCCAUCCCAGACCUGCUUAAGUAAAAUCUGUGGGGUGGGGUCCAGGAAUCUCCAUGUUUAAAAUAUGCAUGUUUAAAACAGAGCUAAUUCUAGUGCUAGGGGACCAAAGAUAUCAGAGGAAGUGCUGGCUGCCGCAUAUUCCUGGACACACAGUGGUCAAGAGCGAGGGCAGAGGGGUGCGGACUCACACCCUGGCCCUGCCAUUCAUCACUGUGGCUUUGGGCUAGUCACUUUGCUUACUGGACCUGUUUCCUCAUCAGUACAAGGAAGAUAAAAAUAGGAAAUCCUUCCAAGAAGGGUUGUAAGGAUUAACGAAGUGUUUAAGACCGAGGUGCGGAGCCCAAGCCAAGACCAGUUCCACUGAACCAGUUUUUGGUAGUUGUCACUAUUGUUCACAUGCUUCAUUUCUGUUUAAACAUGAGCAGCAUGUAGGCGUCCUUCCUUAGCCUUUUGUGUUGGCCAACACCCUGAUUUGCAAAGUGACCUCAGAGAUCAGUGACCCUGCAAGGCUCUUGCUGUGACCCCUGCCAUGCCUUCCCGAAGGUGCCUUCUCUACUUCCCUAGGCCUCCGGGUUCAAGGGCUGCAGCAUCUGAUUGGCUGAAAUGCAUCUUUGGUUGGGAGCCAAGUUUAGCUAAGGUGGGAGGGAAAGAUAAGCCUGAGGAAAUGCUGACGUGCAGAGGUGUGACUAGAGGAACACCAGUCCCUUCCAGGACAGCGGGAGCCAGCUUGAACUUUAAUUCCUAGUUUGAUCAAGGUAGUGUAAAAAUGGACCCCAAAGGUCUUUAGAUGGAAAACCAGGUUUUAGGUUUCACAUAUUAGCUGUAGUUAAAGCCAAAUGUUCAUUCCUCUCAAAUUGUGUGGGUGGAUCACUUUUCUCCCACUGUUGAAGUAUCAUGUUUUUAGCUGCUAAUAAACUUAAUAAAAUCCAUUUCUUAUUUCCCCUAGUGUAUUGGGCUUGUUCACAUGCAUGGCUGAACCAACCGUUUAGUGACACUGUGUUAGAAAGUAUUUUUGUUGGUAACAGACAACAGACACAGUUCAACUGCAAAACACUUCUCAAAAAAGCUUCUUUUCUCCAGCUUCAAGCUUGCAAAGAGCCACUUGAAUUCAGGGAAUCCUCCCAGUCAACCAUAACACCUACACAAAGUAUGAAGGAAUUUUGUUUUAUUGGUUCAAGAAGCAGAUUCAAAGGAACGGCAUGCUUUUCUACUCCCACGGAAGCUCCCACCUGUCCCGCCCCCCAAACUCCCAUUGCACUAAUGGCCACAUUUCCUCACUGUUGCAGCACUCCGGGGGUACCUGGGUCAGAGGACUCAGGGUGCAUUUCCAGGGUCUAGGCAACCCCAGAUAUGCUGAAAAUGUUUGGUGAAUGAAUGUGGAUGCUGUACUCAAGCAAAACAAACACAAAUGCACUUCUGAGAAGUGGGAUUGGAAAACAAUAUGGGGAAAACGGGAACCUUCUAAGCCUGGGGUUGCAAAAAGGUAGAAAUGAGGAAGGGGGAUGGUGAAGAUAGAAACAACGAAAAAUAUGCAUAUGUCCACAUGAAGAAAGAGAAUCUAGGGAGGUGGCAAUAGGUGUUGGGCAGUUUCUAAAUUAUGUUCUAAAAUUUCCAAAGGUGACUGUUGAGACUGUCAUGGUGCAUUAUGUUUGUGGUAUGUUGAUGAUUGGCAUGUAUGUGUUGGAGUAGGGACAGAUACGAGAUUUUAUUUGCAGGGAAGCCAAAAAGUUGGAAACAAUCCCGAUGUGUGUUAAUCCAUAAUAGUGAUUAAGUUCCCAUUUGAUUUAAGAAUGCAGAAAUAGGGCAGAAUGCCUCGACAGUCCUGCUAUACUUCAUGAUAGGUGAACCAAUUUUGCAUGUGAGCAUCAAUUUUCCUUUUUCUAUUUUUAAGGUUACUCAGGUUUAUGGAUACCAUGCCUCUAAAUCUUAAGGAAUCUGCUGCUUUUUUUUUUUUCUUUAAACAAAGUGACCAUGAGAUCUCUGCUGUUCUGUAAGGUGAACAAGUAGGAAAUUACAAUGCCAUGCCCAUGUUUGCUCCAGUGAUCACCUUGGAUUGUGUGGGGCUUAUCUCCUGGUAUAAUCAGCAUGGCUUCCUUAGACAGAGCUGUCUUAAAAACCCAGAUCUACUGAUAAGAUUUGUUUUAAUUUCAGUCUAACAGCUUUAGGAUUACCCCUCAAGACUAUAAUGUCAGGCUUUUGUACAAAGAAGGAGCUUACACAAAACUCCCAUUAUAAUAGUGUCUUGAGGGGGCGGUGGUGGUGGGGCUUGUUUGGUUGAUUGAGUUAUGAUUGUAUAGGGAACAAAUAAAGGCUUUCUUUCCUGAAACAUAACGGGUAUGUCUUACUCUACCUAAUAAUGCCACGUAUUCUUUAAAAAAAAUAUUUACACAGCCUGGCAUUAUUCUUAAUGUCCAUGCAUGUGUUACCUCUAAGUUGAAAUCCAGUUUUAAUCCCUGUAAGCUAGAAAAAUAAGUUUGAUUCUACACAACUGAGUUUUGAAACUUGAUUCUGUUGCUGUAUUUAUUACCAUCGAUGGUUGGCGUCUCCCUUUCUUUCUUCUUCUCUCUCUUUCUCUCUCUCCAUCUAUACAGUUGAUCCUUGAACACAGGUUUAAAUUGCACAGUCCACUUAUACACAGAUUUUUUUGCGAUAAACAUAAUUUUUUGGUAUUUUGCCACAAUUAAAAAAAACAUUUUCUCUAGCUUUAUUCUAAGAAUACAAUAUAUAAUACAUAUAACAUACAACAUAUAAUAACUAUUCAUGUCAUCAGUAAAGCUUCUGGUCAGCAAUAGGCUAUUAGCAGUUAAGUUUUUGGGGAGUCAAGAGUUAUAUGAGGAUUUUCGACUGCAAGGGGGGUUGGGGCUCCAAACCUCACAUUGCUCAAGGGUCAAAUGUAUACGAAUUAAAUUGACUAGAUGUACAUAUGUAUCUACCUCUCUAUAUGUGUGUAUCUAGACACAUGCAACAAUUUCAGGCAUGCUAUAAGAAACUAUCUUAUUUUGUUUUCUGGGCAUCUACUCUGUGAUCUCAAUAAACUCCUUUACACUGAACUGAUUUACUGCAGACCUGGACUAUGCUCUCUGCUCUCUGCUGCCUUCUUCCCCAAAGUCAAAUGGCUGUUCUUCAACAGUUGUUGCACUAGAUACAUUACAGUUUUACUUAUAGAUUAUCUUUAAAGUCUCCUGUAAAUAAAAUGGAUUGGAACGUUUUGGUGCUGGGUUUCGGCUCAGGGGCAACAACUACUGAUGCAUGGAUGCUGUCAGUUUAGUUUCUCUGGCAUGAAGGGCUGUAGGCACGUUCUCCUAGUGGCACUCACAGGGCAUGCUGGAGCGGAUCGUCCUGCAGCUAGUGUUCCAGAUACAGCUGCAAGGUAAAAAGGGUGGAUGAGUACAUAAAAAGAACAAAAAAGUGAAAUCAGAGGUGAAGUUAAACAAAACUAGACUGAGAACUUUUUUUUCCUGAAAUGGAAAACAGCAAUUCUGGAACAGAAAAAGGGAGGUUCCUCCAAAUUGGAAUGGAGCCAUAGUGAUGGCUUUUUAAAAUGAAUUUGAAAUGACUUUGGCCCUGAAUUAGGCAGUGAGGGCUUUCUGAGUUCUCUGAAUCCAUCUUUAAACAUAGUUAGGUCCUGCAAAUAUAUUUGGGCAGGAGAUUUGAAUUAGGAUAUUAAAACUUCAACAGGACUAAUUUUAAUCAGCUAAUUUGGCAUUGCAAAAGCACUUCAGGUCAUUGUAAUUAUGCAAAGAAUAUGCCAUCAUUAGCUCUCAAUAGGCAAAUUUCUCAUUAAUAUCUACCUGGAAUAGAAUUGAUAAAUGUGAGGCUAUCGUUGCCUGAAAAUGAACAUUUUUCACUUGAAAAUGUGGCUGCCUUUCACUCCCAGCUGUUCCCAGAAUUGGUAUUAGGGCUGAGCCUGGACAGCAGUGCCCUGGAAAUUAUAGGACCACAUCUCACACACAUAUAAUGGAUCAAGACAUUUAAAUACCACUGAUCCAGCCCAUGAAAACCAAAAGAUUUGGGGGAAGGCUAAUUCUGGUUUUUUUUGAAGAAAUUAAGAGUCACAGCUAGAGGACAUUUGGCAUAGCCCUACCCCACCCUCCGGCACCACAAACUCUGUACCCAGACAGGGCCUGCCACUUGGCACCUGGCUCAGAAACCCAUUAGCUGUGCCACUUUGGUUAGUAGAGAAUGAAUGACUGAGCAUGUGGCCUCUUGGUAGACUGUCAGUGUAUCACUGGCCUUUGCUACAAGUCUCACAUCCAAGCAUAAUUUUACUCACCCCUCCUGCACUAAGGUGC
Messenger RNA from Manis pentadactyla (Chinese pangolin), 18652 nucleotides. RefSeq names its product vesicle transport through interaction with t-SNAREs 1A (gene VTI1A). The record is from RefSeq and is a predicted model, not a curated record. Gene Ontology annotation, biological process: intracellular protein transport; macroautophagy; Golgi to vacuole transport. NCBI's taxonomy places the organism in Eukaryota, Metazoa, Chordata, Mammalia, Pholidota, Manidae. Bases 285 to 953 code for a protein of 222 amino acids. Gene Ontology annotation, cellular component: SNARE complex; late endosome membrane; endoplasmic reticulum membrane. The transcript has 9 exons. Gene Ontology annotation, molecular function: SNAP receptor activity; SNARE binding.